AUGGAUAGUUCAGUGUGGGAUAGUAGUGACUCUGAAAUGGAUCUGAUCAAGAAAGAGUCACAGAUCCAGGAGGAAAGGAUUCAACAAGAAAAUAUCCGGAUAAAAAGGAAAAGUGAGAUAGAAGAUGCAAGAAUAUUCACAGAGAAUGCAUUACAACCGCACAGAAACACUCUUGUUAUGUUCCUUGGCUAUAUUAAGACAGUAGCCCUUCUGGAGGAUAAAAGUGUUUGGGUGAAAAAUGAAAAAAGAGUCUGGGAGGCAAUAAUACAUGCAAUCCACAUGGAUAUGAUGCAAGGAAUAGAUGAAUCUACAGUAGGAAAGAACAUAUCCAAUAAGAUUAUGGAAAUUGUAAAGAACAAGAAAAAGUCAAUCGAUGAAAUCAAAGGGCACUUCAAAGUGGACAGUAACAAGGCACAGACAUGA
This is a messenger RNA of Nematocida ausubeli, 423 nucleotides long. RefSeq lists its product as uncharacterized. The record is from RefSeq and is a predicted model, not a curated record. NCBI's taxonomy places the organism in Eukaryota, Fungi, Microsporidia. The transcript has a single exon. Bases 1 to 423 code for a protein of 140 amino acids.